This is a messenger RNA of Tetrahymena thermophila SB210, 2100 nucleotides long. RefSeq names its product zinc finger transcription factor sma protein, putative. The transcript has 8 exons. NCBI's taxonomy places the organism in Eukaryota, Ciliophora, Oligohymenophorea, Hymenostomatida, Tetrahymenidae. The record is from RefSeq and is a predicted model, not a curated record.
CGAAUAUAAGCUCACACAAAAAAAACUAAUAGUUAAAGCAAAAAGAAAUUAAGAUUAAUAAAUAAAUAAUAAAUAUAGAAGAAGAACAAAAAAAAUUUCAUUCAAAUGAAGCAUUAAAAUGUUGAUAACAAAAUAGUAUAAACUACUUCAGAAAAUGUUUAAAAAUAACUAUGCUGCAUUAAAGAAAGAGUUAUAAGGUAUAAUGCUACUACAUUAAACAUACCAAAAAGCGAAGAAAGUUUAAAUUGGGGGAAAGUGGAGAAGCUACCCUUUUAAAUUGAAGUAUUUUUCUCUCGCCCAAUGAAAAAUAUUGAGUAUGAAAAGAUUGAUGAGAAUGCAGGCUAUUGGUCUGCUUAUUAUAAUGUUCAGCUUCCAACAAUAGUAAUAGAAAACUCUAACUAAGGAUUUGAUCAUGGGAUUCUUUUAAAAGUAGUGCAAGUAACUUAGCUCAAAGGUGAAGUGAUAAAAGUUACAGAGUUAGUAGGCGAGGAUUCCCAGUUUAUUUAAUCUUUACAAAGAACUGAAUUAAAAGGCUUGAAGUUGAAUACUCCUCAAAAAUUACAAAAUAAAAAAAGAUGUAUCCAUCAUAUUGCAAUAUGUGCUUUUAAGUAAGUAGAAGAAAGUUCCUGUAAUAACUUAGAACUAAUAGGUCUUUCCAUUUGUGGUGGAUUCUCUCUUAAAUCUAGGAAAAAAAGUCAUCAAGAAAAAGGAUUAGAUACUAGCUAUUUCAAACCUAUAGAGCUAACUUAGAGUCUUCUUUAAAGAAAGUGCAAAUAGCAACCUAUUAUGAUAUCAAAUAAUAUUGAAGGGUUAUUACUUUAUUUUACAUCUCCUAAUAUUAGGCAUAAAAUAAUUCACCCAUUGUUUCUUUCUGUAAGAUUCUCAUAAGCAGUCAAAUUGUAUUUAUGCAGCAAGACAUUUCCAGCAGAAAGUGAUGUUCAAAACAAAGUUAAAAAAAUAUGCACUGAAUUCAGCAAAUGCCAAACUGGAAAUGAAAUAUAAAAAAACCACACAAUGGAAAUUAUGAUUGAUGACACAAGCUAUGUUCAAGGUGCAACAGAUAAGGAAGAUUAAGUGCAGCGUAAGAAAAAAAUAUAAAAAGUUUUAAAGGCUCUUGAAUGUACAAAAGAUUCGAAAUGUCUUUAUUAUCUUAAAAGUGAUUAGGAAGAAACAAAAGAGCGUUUGAGUUAUUAUCACUUUGAAACUCAAAGCAUAAAGGACAAUCUUAUCUCAAUCUACAAAUCAAUUUAUUAACUCCACUCAGGCGUAAAUGAAAAAGAUUGGUAUAUUUAAGAUUCUUAACGCACUUAAAAUACUAGCCCCAGCACUCCUUAAAUAGGUUAAAGUAAGUUAAACAGAAAAAGAAAAGUUAGCUCUGUAAUAGAUGUUAACGAGUAUAGAAAAGCGAAUUCAAGCUUAAAAAAAAUUUUGUACAAAAUCUAAGUGCAAUAUAGAGAAGAAACUUAAAUGUCUACGCUAAACUAAGAAAGUUUUAAACACAUGAUGCAGUAAAACGAUGAACAAUAAAAUAGUAACUAUGAGGUAAUAUCCCAAAUCAUCUCAACGCCAACGCCUGCGAUUUAAGGUAAUUAAGACAUAAACUUGGAGCCUUAAAUUAAUAUUAAAUAUGAAGCUGAAUGUCAUUAAAAGGCUGACCAACUCAAUAAAAUAAGAUACCAAAAUUUUGUAAAGCAAGAAGAAAACGAAUUGUUCUAAACCUCUACUGUCCAAGAUUAAUAACCAUUAAAUAUUUGUACUCAUAUUGAGAAUUCUGAAUAAAAAAUGCGCCAGCCAUAAAUAAAAAAAGAGUCAUAAGAUUUGGAAUAAUAAUCGUGCAAUUAUUAGUUCAAUCUUCCUUAGUAAGCCCAUCCUUUUUUGAACAUCUAAUCAAUUUAAGAAAUGAAUAGAAUUAAAUAUUAGUAUUAGUAGUGCUAAAUGUAGUUAUUCUAUUAAUAUGAAUAACAUUAAAAACCAUACUACCCAUAUAAUUAUCGCUCUAAUCCUCCAUAAUGGUAUGGAUUCUAAAACCCUCAUCCAAUCUCACCUAAUAAUUAAAAUAAAUAUAAAAAUUGCUAAUUUUAAGGGGGUUUCCAUAUAUGA